GGGAGCCACAUAUUCCAAGGGAGAAGAGAAGAGAGAAGCUGGCCGCAGGAUUCGUUUUCCAGUAGAUAGGGUCUCUUGUUUGAUCCAUAACUUGAGUUUCACUCGUCCAAAUAAGGCGUACGAUAUACCAAAAGAAAGCUCUCAAGACGAGGAAUCCGUGAAGGUCUGGUUUGCAGGAAUCGGAGUUGUGUAAGGCUUCCAAAUCGUCCGAGCAAAACACAACCUCGCGGGAGAGGAUUUAAUCUUCUAAAGAAACGAGUUGACCGGGAAACACCCGUUCUAGGGGCUGUUUUCGUAUCAACGAUUAAGGGUUGAACUAGCACUUUGAGGAGGCUGUUUAACACUCAUAUUUGAGCAAGGAAUCAGUUCCAAAUCCACCUUGACCAAAGCUUUGACCAUUGGACCAAGAAAGGAAAGUUUAAAGCUCAAUUGAGGUUGAGGCUUGAGCUUGCACCCUGCGCUCGUUGAUCGGGUGAAUCCGUGGAGAGAAGACUUGAAAUGGACCGUGGUGGCAAGGUAACUAGGAGGAACCCUUUGGGCCGUGCACCCGAGGAGACUGGGCAAGGCAGUCGUAGGACCUCUAGGGCAUCUAGAGGAGCGGGCCGUGGAGGCCAAUCACGGACCGUGAGUGACGGUCAUGUGAGCACCGAAAGUGACAGCUACUGGUCCUAUGAGGACUCGACCUAUCGGCCGGAAACAGAGCCGGUUGAAACCCCUUAUGAAGGGGAUGAUGAUGAUGUAAGUGAUGAGGAGGACAACGGCUCCUUAGCGCGGAUUGAGGCACUACUCCAACAAUAUCACCGUGAGCGUGAAGAGAGGAGGGAACGCCGAAGGCGCCGGGCUGGGCAACCUUCGGGCAUGGCUUCACGAGGAGGAAGUCAUGGUGCAUCUAGAGUCCAUGUGGAACCACGUGGAGGCCAAAAUGAUGGGGGUCCAACCAUAAGGAUCUCCAAAUACAUCAAAGAAGCAAGAGAUUUGGGGUGCAAACCCUUUGAUGGAGCAGGGGACAUUUCAGUGGCAGCACAAUGGAUCAAGAGGCUAAAUGAAGCGGCCCUUGACAUGCAAAUCGCGCCGAAUCUCAAACUGAGAAUUGCGGUAAGAUUACUCGAGGGGAUGGCAUCCAAGUGGUGGGAUGGAACCAAGAACAAGUACGGUGAGACCGUCGUUUGGGAGGACUUCCAACGGGAGUUCUUUGCCCAAUACUAUUCUGAUUUCGAGGUGAAUAAGAAGGUGAGGGAAUACACCCUCCUAACCCAAGGGGGGUAACAUGUCAGUGAAGGAGCUUGAGUACAAGUUCCGGGAUCUUGCCGACUACAUACCGGAGUAUGCUUGUGACGAGAACCGCAUGGUGAACCACUUUUGGGACGCUCUUGACUUGGAGAUACGUGAUAGGGCAACGCAAUUGCCUAAUAUGACUUUCGCCCAAGUGGUUGAACAAGCAUUGAAAGGGGAGAAACAGUGGGAGGAACGGAAGAAGAGAGACGCCGAGGAGGCGAAAAAGAGGAAAUGGGAGAGUCAUGGCUCCCAAGGUUCCAGCAAAAAGGGGAACCACGGAGGAGGAUCUUUCCGGGCACCACCGCCACCGUCUAGGGGGAACCAAGGCCCGAGUGGGCAAGGCUCGAGGUCACAAACCUCGGUGGUAACUCGUUGCAACAAUUGCAAGAAGAACCACUCCGGUAAAUGUCGCGACCCCCCUAGAUGCUUUCAAUGUGGGGAUGCCGGGCAUUUGAAGGCGCAUUGCCCACAACUGGUCGGGGCAAGGACAUCGGGACCAAGUAGUGGCCCGACGGGUACACGGAAUCAACCCGGGGCUUCUCAAGCAAGCCGGGGACAUGGGGGAGCAAGCGCGAGCAACGCGCCGUCCGUGAACCAAGGAAGGACCCAGGCUAGGGUCUACGCGAUGACGGAGGCGGAUGCUCAAGCUAAUCCGGAUUCCGUUGCAGGUAUUACCUCUCGUAUACUAGUGUUUUGUCCUUAAUUAGUCCAUAAAUUAAGGUUACUAAUCGUUAGGACCAUUGCACAAGGUUUGGGGGUCGAACCGGGGGAUUUCGGGCAACUUCAGGCAGCUGGAACCCAGGCACGAUCGUGCCCAAGGCAGACACGAUCGUGCCUCCAAGUCAGUAGCUGCCCAGGAAAAUUCCCAACCCAGGCACGAUCGUGCCUAAGGCAGACACGAUCGUGCCUACAAGGCAGUAGCUGCCCAGGUGUUUCUUCAAACCAGGCACGAUCGUGCCUAAGCCAGACACGAUCGUGCCUCCAAAUCAGUGGCUCCCCAGGAUUUCCCAACCCAGGCACGAUCGUGCCUAAGGCAGACACGAUCGUGCCUCCAAGGCAGUGGCACCCUGGGCGUUUCCCCAAGCCAGGCACGAUCGUGCCUACCCCAGGCACGCCGUGCCUGGCACCCAGUUUGCCGAAAUGAGAUUUUUUCGCACCGUUUUGCGACGUUAAGGCCUCUUCUUGAUCCCUAACGUGCGUAUGAACAUUGCAACCUUCUAUAAAUGAGUAGGGAGGGUAGGGAAGAUGUCUUACAUGGUUCAUGAAUGUAGGGACACUAAAGAUUAACGGGAAGGAUGCACGAAUCCUCAUCGAUACCGGAGCGCAACGUUCAUUCGUGAGUGAGGCGUUCGCCGAGAGCUUAGAGAUACAAUCAAUGCCAAUGACACAAACCUUAGUGGUAUCAACCCCACUAGGGGAAGACGUUGAAAGAAACAAUUACUAUCCAUCUUGUAUGGUGGAAAUCGGUGGCCAAACCUUGACGUGUGAUUUCGUACCGCUGAGUAUGAUGGAGUUCGAUGCAAUCCUAGGGAUGGAUUGGCUAGAAAAGCAUCAUGCUAGGGUAGAUUGCUACACAAAGGUGUUGGAACUUGAAGGCAAACAUGGGGACACCCUACGCUUCGAGGGGGACCGAGGCAAAUCAAAUAGCUGUAUCAUAUCCGCCGUGAGAGCGAGAAGUAUGAUGAGAAAAGGAUGCCACGCAUAUCUAGCAUACGUGGUUGAUAAAACCAAAGAGGAAACGAACAUCGAUGAUGUGAGGGUGGUUUGUAAAUAUCCGGAUGUCUUCCCUAAAGACCUACCGGGGCUUCCACCUGACAGGGAGAUUGAAUUUGUGAUCGAGGUCGAGCCUGGUACCAAACCAAUCUCCAUACCGCCAUACCGUAUGGCACCCGCUGAACUUAACGAGUUAAAAACCCAAUUGCAAGAGCUUUUGGAUAAUGGUUUCAUUAGACCCAGCCACUCCCCGUGGGGAGCACCAGUUCUUUUUGUGAAAAAGAAAGACGGGACGCUUCGAAUGUGCAUUGACUAUCGUCAACUGAAUAAGGUCACAAUCAAGAAUAGGUAUCCGUUGCCUAGGAUUGAUGACCUGUUUGAUCAACUACGAGGAGCAACCGUGUUUUCAAAGAUUGACUUGAGAUCGGGGUACCAUCAAUUGAAGAUUAAGGAAGAUGACAUACCAAAGAGUGCUUUCCGCACAAGGUAUGGGCAUUUCGAGUUCCUCGUUAUGUCGUUUGGGUUAACAAACGCCCCAGCGGCAUUCAUGGACUUGAUGAACCGAGUAUUCCAUAAAUACUUGGAUCGAUUCGUGAUUGUGUUCAUAGACGACAUCUUGAUUUACUCAAAGAGUGAAGAAGAGCAUGAGGAGCACUUGAUACUUGUUCUUGAGACACUACGGGAGAAGCAACUCUAUGCCAAAUUUUCUAAAUGUGAAUUUUGGCUAAAGGAGAUUGGCUUCCUCGGGCACGUGGUUUCAGGAUCGGGAAUUGCUGUUGAUAACAAGAAGAUAGAAGCCAUUACUGAAUGGGAGAGGCCAAAGAACGUCAAGGAAAUUCGUAGUUUCCUUGGAUUGGCAGGCUACUACAGAAAGUUCGUGGAAAAGUUCUCCGUUUUGGCGUCGCCGUUGACAAAGCUCACUCGAAAGGGAGCUAAGUUUAUAUGGGAUGACAAAUGUGAGAAAGGAUUCAUCGAACUGAAGAAGCGAUUGACCGAGGCACCGGUACUUGCAUUACCCAAACAGGGUGUGGGGUACGAUGUCUAUAGUGACGCGAGCAUCCAAGGGUUUGGGUGUGUGUUGAUGCAGGAAGGGAGGGUAAUUGCCUAUGCUUCACGACAGUUGAAGAAGCAUGAGGUAAAUUAUCCUACCCAUGAUCUGGAGCUGGGAGCGGUGGUGUUUGCACUGAAGAUUUGGAGACAUUAUCUCUACGGAGAGACAUGUCACAUAUAUACCGAUCAUAAGAGCUUGAAGUACGUGUUUACUCAGAAAGAGUUAAACAUGAGACAGAGACGGUGGAUGGAGUUGAUAAAGGACUACCACCUAGUUAUUGAGUACCAUCCAGGUAAGGCAAACGUUGUAGCAGAUGCCCUCAGCCGGAAGAGUUCGUCUGGGGCAUUGUUGACUAGUUUGAGGGCACUGAGGGCCCAAUUGGAGGUAUCUAGCGACGGUGCCUUAUUGGCACGGUUCGAAGUGAGACCGACUCUACUUGAUGAGAUCAAGAAGGGUCAAGAGAAGGACACGGAACUUAUGAAGGUCCGGGAACGCAUGCAAGCGGGACCGGUGGAGGAUUUCAGGGAAAGAGAUGAUGGUCUCUUAUUAUUUCGUGACCGAGUGUGUGUACCGGCGGAUGACGAGCUCCGAAAGUCCAUCUUAGAGGAGGCUCAUUCAUCGGCUUAUGCCAUGCACCCGGGGGGCACGAAAAUGUACCGUGAUUUGAAAGAAAGUUACUGGUGGUCUGGAAUGAAGAGGGAAAUAGCCGAGUACAUCAGUCGAUGCCUUACUUGCCAACAAGUUAAGGCAGAACAUCAGCAUCCAGCAGGCCUGUUACAACCACUUUCCAUUCCUGAAUGGAAGUGGGAACACGUGACUAUGGAUUUUGUGGUAGGUUUGCCACGGACAAUCAGGAACUAUGAUGCAGUUUGGGUUGUUGUAGAUAGGCUCACAAAGAGUGCACACUUCUUGCCAAUCAACACCACUUACCCACUUGAGAGGUUAGCCAAAUUGUAUACGGAUGAGAUCGUGAGGCUGCAUGGGGUCCCAGUGACCAUUGUAUCUGAUAGAGACCCACGAUUCACAUCACGUUUUUGGCCAAAAUUCCAGGAGUCUAUGGGGACGAGGUUGAAGUUCAGUACUGCUUUCCACCCACAGACGGAUGGGCAGUCUGAAAGAGUCAUACAGAUCCUAGAAGACAUGCUGAGGGCUUGUGCAUUGGAGUUCCAAGGAAGUUGGGACAACCACUUAGCACUUGUGGAGUUUGCCUAUAACAACAGUUAUCAGGCAAGCAUCGGCAUGCCUCCAUACGAGGCAUUGUAUGGGAGGAGGUGCCGUACACCGUUAUGCUGGGACGAGGUUGGCAUGGCCAAACUCGAGGGUACUGAGUUGGUUGAGGUCACCAAAUCAAAGGUGAAGUUGAUUCGAGAGAGACUCAAAGCGGCUCAGGAUAGACAAAAGAGUUAUGCAGACAAGCGUCGAAGGAUCUUAGAGUUUAAGGUUGAUGACGAGGUAUUCUUGAAAGUUUCUCCUUGGAAAGGGAUCAUUCGGUUCCAAACCCGAGGAAAACUUAACCCACGAUAUAUAGGUCCAUUCAGAAUUAUAGAGAGGAUUGGGGCCGUUGCAUACCGUCUACAGUUGACUCCUGAGUUAGAGAAGAUACAUAAUGUGUUUCAUGUAUCCAUGCUCAAGAAGUAUGUGCAUGAUCCCUCUCACGUAUUGGAGAAGCCACCUGUAGAGGUAUGUGAGGAUUUGAACUACGCUGUUCAACCUAUCAAGGUCACCGAUAGAAAGGUGAAGAAACUGAGGAGCAAAGAAGUCUCAAUGGUUAAAGUCCUGUGGAAGAGCGAUCGGGUCGAGGAAGAGACAUGGGAAACGGAGGCUUUGAUGAGGAAGCAGUAUGCUUUCCUAUUCGAGUAGAGCUGUGAAUUUCGGGGACGAAAUUCCUGUUAAGGGGGGGUGAACUUGUGACACCGCACCCGAACGUCCUUGGAAAUUCGAUUUAAAAAUUCAAAAGUGAUGUAUUGAAUUUCCGAUUUCAAAACAAUGGAAAAACGAUUAAUAUGUUACGAAGUGCAUGAUUGAAUAUUGUAUUGUUCAAACCCGUAUUCUUUUGUAAUUUUCAUCAUGUAAAUUAUCGAGAUGAGCCUACACAUAUUGUAGAUCAAUAAUGUGAUGUAGGAAGUUGACUUGUUCUAAAUAAAUUAGGAUGAGUACAAAAGGGCAUCUUUUGACAAAAGAUGAAACAAUAGGACCCAUCUUCCCAUUUUUGGAAGUAUUGGUAGAUAUUUUGGACCCCAAAUUGAGUGGGAUCAUUUGGGAAUCAUCCCACAUGACCUUGGUACCUGCAAAGACAAAGAAAAAUGGAUGAGACAACUAUGUGGGGCGGACUUUUGACUCAUGAGCUACAACAUUACAAAAAGGAAAUAAAAGAGGAGGUCCAUACCAUGUUUGAUUGCAAUCAAAUACCCUACCCUUCUUUUUUGUGAACCACAUGCUCUCUUAGCAUGAUUGAGGCCCCCUAAUACACUCCCCCUACACCCCAUUCGAACUCCCAAGAUAAGAGAGAAAGAGGGAGCCACAUAUUCCAAGGGAGAAGAGAAGAGAGAAGCUGGCCGCAGGAUUCGUUUUCCAGUAGAUAGGGUCUCUUGUUUGAUCCAUAACUUGAGUUUCACUCGUCCAAAUAAGGCGUACGAUAUACCAAAAGAAAGCUCUCAAGACGAGGAAUCCGUGAAGGUCUGGUUUGCAGGAAUCGGAGUUGUGUAAGGCUUCCAAAUCGUCCGAGCAAAACACAACCUCGCGGGAGAGGAUUUAAUCUUCUAAAGAAACGAGUUGACCGGGAAACACCCGUUCUAGGGGCUGUUUUCGUAUCAACGAUUAAGGGUUGAACUAGCACUUUGAGGAGGCUGUUUAACACUCAUAUUUGAGCAAGGAAUCAGUUCCAAAUCCACCUUGACCAAAGCUUUGACCAUUGGACCAAGAAAGGAAAGUUUAAAGCUCAAUUGAGGUGAGGAUUGACAUCUAAUUGCUUACAACUUGUAGGUUAAGCAUGAGAUUACCUAAAUGCCUAAAUCAUUAUUUUUCAUGAAUUAUGAUGGUUAUAUAUUGAUGAAAUAUUGAUAUAGUUGCCAAAGAAUGAAAUUUGAAAUGAUUUGAGAAUGUAUGAAUAUUAUGAGAUUAAAUGAGUAUAAAUGAACUAUUUUUGUGAAAUAGGCAUUUUGCUCAUGUAUGAAUUAUGUGCUUACAUAAAUGAAUAUUUGUGUAUUGAGAUUGAAUACUUAAGUUGCUGCUACAUAAUUCUAAUUAUGUAGAGAAUUACAAAUAAUGAGGAUAAUGGUAUGAUAACAAUAAUCUUAAUAGUAUUGAAAUACUAGUUAGUGAUUAUUGGGACUUGUUGAUUAAAUUGAUCCUAGGGAUUGGAUUGUAUGAAAGAUACUUGAAUGUAGUUCAAGUGUAUCUAAUAACUUAGUAAGGAACUAAGGUUAAGUUAUGGGAAGUCUUUAGGGAUGACCCAUGGUAGUUAAUGAUAUGUCAAUUCUAGGCAUAGGGUUGCUUGAGAGUUGGACCUUAAUGCAUGGUGAUGUGAUAGAGCCGAGCUCUAGAAUGCAUGUAAGGUGUAGACUUGGAGUCUAUGUAUUGUAUAGCUAGAGCCGAGCUCUAGGACUUGCGUGGUGAUGUGAUAGAGCCGAGCUCUAGAACGCAAGGUAGGGAAAUUGACCCGAGGUAUAUGAGUUGUAUGGUGAUGUGGUAGAGCCGAGCUCUAGAAUACAAUGUCAUGUACUAGGGUUGGACUCUAGGAGUUGUCGUGGCUUAUAGUCACGGGGUUGGGAAUAGUGAUUUUCCAAAUGAACAUGGGCCCACGGGCCGGCUACUUGACUUUUAUAUAAAGUAAGUAUAUUUUUAAACGGGGUAACUUAGGGUUACAAUCAUAAUGUACUAUCACCCUAUUUGAGGGUCUUGUGUUUGAAAUACUUGUUGUAUAUCUAUUAGAUGCCUGCCACACCAGUACUUUAUAGCCGUAUAGAGUACUGACCCCUUCGGGGGCGUCCCACCACCAUUUCAGGUUGAGGCUUGAGCUUGCACCCUGCGCUCGUUGAUCGGGUGAAUCCGUGGAGAGAAGACUUGGUUCGUGCUUCCUCCAUUCUAUUUGAAACAUUAACAAAUUUGCUCAUGGAUAUUUUAUUAUAGAGCCUGCGUGCUCAUGAAUAGCCCUGUGUGGCCCUUUUGUUUUAAACAAUGUUUUCCGCUGCUUUAUGAAUUACUUAUUAUGUUGUUUAUGGAUGACGUAUGUGUGAAUGAUAUUCAUGACGCCUUGUAUAAUAUGAAUGUGUUGGACUGCGGUUGACUAUUCAUAUUGUACGGCGGGUUGUUGACGUGUCCGGGGAGGUCCGGGGCGUGACAAAUUAAACCAUCAA
Cuscuta epithymum is the source of this 8394-nucleotide messenger RNA. The record is from the annotation of a GenBank genome assembly. NCBI's taxonomy places the organism in Eukaryota, Viridiplantae, Streptophyta, Magnoliopsida, Solanales, Convolvulaceae.